GCGCUGAUUAUCGUUUUUUCAUUGUAUUCCAACAGUCGCUAACACAUAUUCUGACUGUGAAAUUUUUUUUUUUUUUUAUUUCAUAUAUUCAUUAUUACGAUAUAUAAUUAUAUUGUAAUUAUAUAAUUUGAGAUAUUAACAAAUUAUUUAAUUUUUAUUGUUAUUUAAAAAUUGAUUAAUAGUUUUUUUUUUAUAUUAAAAAUAUAUAUUUAUAUAUUGUGCUAUUUUUAUUUAUUUAUUUUAAUAAUUUUUUAUUUUCAUAAAUAAUUUAUUGUUUUUGAGAGACACGUGUGAAAUAUUAAUGUACAAGUGUGACGAGUUAGUUUUGAAAAUUGGAAAAUAAAAAAAUAAUAAUUAUGAUAAUAAUAGUUGAUUUAUAAGACAGAUAAAAAAUAUUUGAAAAAAAAUAUAAAAAUAGAUACAAUUGUUGUUACCACAAUCAUUGAGUGUACAAAAAUAAAAAAAAAAUUAAUUCAAAAACAGGUAUGAGAUGAGACCCAGCCUGUAGGCGGGUCCAUUAAAAUCUCCCACUACGUUGUUGGAACAACACAAAAGUUUUAAUCGUAAUCAGUGAUACAUAAAAUAUCCAGUGACAGCAGGCAUUUAAAUUCUCAUAAAACAAAGUUAAAAAAAAAAAAAGAUACAAAUUAAAAUCCAAAAAAAAAAAAAAAAACCCAAAGUUUAUAAAAAAAUCCAAAGAAUAUAAUAAUAAUAAAAUGAAAGUGAAUAUUUUAUAGUGUAGUGGGAUAAUUUUAUAUAUUUUUCAUGAAUUAUUAUUAGUUUUUAAAAUUAAUUUAAUAAUAGCAGAGUGGCCAUUGAGCAUAAUAGGGUACAACAGGCAGAAUGAUAUGAGCACACUUGGCAGACUAAGGAUGUCCUCUAAGAGGAAAUCGCCACCAACGAAGCUAUCGGAGGGCGGGGGCGGUGCGGUAACAUUGACGGGUGCUGAAGAAGAAGAAGAUACAACGUCAAUUACGGAUAUUAAUGAAUUACCACCAAUUGGUAAUUUAAUUGACAAUAGAAUACCAAUUGAAGAUAUUACUGAACGUCUACAAGAUAAUUGUUAUUCAAAUCAAAGAUUAACAAUAAGUGGUGGUGAUUGUGAAUCAUCAGUUUGUUCAUCACCAGAAACAACGAGUGAACCAGAAUAUCAAGAUUCACCAUUAUCAAUAUCACCAAAUUCACCACCAUCAGCCAAGCGACAGAGGCUUCAUUAUCAUCAAAAUAUACAAGAGACAACAAAUCAAAAUUAUCAACAAUCAAAUUUACAAAAUAAUAACUAUUCACAUAAUAAUAAUAAUAAUAUUAACAAUAAUAAUAAUAGUAGUAGUAAUAAUAAUAAUAACAACAAUAAUAGUCAUCAAUAUCAUCAUCAUAAUAAUAAUCAUAACAACGCAACAAAUUUAAUUGGACAAGAACAAUUAGCAAGUUUAUCAGAUUGUGGUUCACCACCACCAGUAAUACAAUCACUAAAUGAUCAGUACUACAAUCAUUUACAACAAAAUUAUCAUAAUAACAAUAAUAAUACUGUAACACAUAAUAAUAAUAAUAACAAUAAUAUAAACAACGGUGGAAUUCCUGCAGCAGCUGGUAGUAAAAGAUCCAUGGAUGACGUAUUAAAGAGACUUACUUGUAAAAUGAAUAGUGGAUCUUUAUCAUUGCAAGAUGACAACAGAAGUACACCACCAACAUCACAACCACCACCAACUUCAUUAUCUUCAAAUUCAACCAAUCACAAUACACAUAGUAGUGGAAAUAGCAGCUUAUCAAAUAGUCUGGCACCAUCACCACCCGGCAACGGAAGAUUAACGAACACGGAAGGUAAUCAAGACGGUGCUGCGGCCCUACACAGGGUCCUUUGCGCCGAAAGUUUUGCUGAAAAAGAGAGACGACUCUCGGAAAUGAUAUUACAAUUGCAGUUCCUUAGGGAACAAUUGCUUCAACAACAAGAUACAAAUAAGACGUAUCCCAGUCAUAUGGCAGUUGAUUCACAGAAGCAAAUGGAAAUGCAACGGUUACAAAGUGAACAUGUAAAAAGACAUCAUGAACAGAUGAUGCAGCAACACAAUAGUAUCCAAGAACUUCAAGCACAAAUUACGAAAGGACAGUUGAGUAUGUCGAGUGCACAAUCAUUAAUGUUUCUGCCAUUUCUUGAUCAAUUACGUGGACUUCCUGUUUCUUCAAUGCCACCACCAACAUCAACAACAUCAUCAUCAUCUGGAAAUAAACAUAUCAAUUCAAUUGCAAAUAUGAUUAGUAAUCACAGGGAUAGUCAAAGUUGGGCAACAGCACAUUUAGCACAAAUGACAACACAAUUAGAAAAAGAAAGAUCACCAACACCAGUAUCAUCAGCAAUUGCACCAACAACAGCACCAUUACAAGAUCCAGAUGCACCUUUAAAUUUAACAAAACCAAAAUCAUCAUCAUCAAUAAUAACAGCAGCAUCAUCAUCACCAGGUAGUGAUUCACAUUCAACUGGUGCUGGUAGUAGUGGACAACAAGAACAACCAUUAGCAGCAACAGCACCAAAAUUAUUUCCACCUGGUUUACCAAUGCCAAGAAAUUAUUUACCAUCAAUGUCAUAUGGUGGAUUACCACCACAUAUGAGUAGUUCACAUUCAUCAUCAAUGAACAAGGUCAUGGUCAAGGAAGAAAAUCCUGCUAGUGGUUCAGCAGCAGCUGCUGCUGUUGCAGCUGUUGAAAAACAUUUUGCAAUGCAUGGUAUUUAUGGAAUACCACCAAAUGCUGGUGCAAUUGCACCAGCACAACAACCACAAAGAUCUAACAAACAUACUGCAAGUAGAGAGGAAAAUCCACAAGAUGAUCAAGAUUAUCAACACAUGUGGCGAGACCAGUCGUACAAAGUACCCGAGGAUAUCACAGAAAAAGCAAAAAUGGUGAGACAACAAAAGAGAGAUAGUGAGAGCAAGCCACAUAUCAAGAGGCCAAUGAAUGCUUUUAUGGUUUGGGCCAAGGACGAACGUAGAAAAAUUUUAAAGGCUUGUCCUGAUAUGCACAAUUCCAACAUAUCAAAAAUUCUCGGAGCACGAUGGAAGGCAAUGUCAAAUUCUGAAAAACAGCCGUACUAUGAAGAACAAUCAAGAUUAUCAAAAUUACAUAUGGAAAAACAUCCGGAUUACAGAUAUCGACCACGUCCAAAACGUACAUGUAUUGUAGAUGGUAAAAAAAUGAGAAUAUCUGAAUAUAAAUCGUUAAUGAGACAGCGAAGACAAGAAAUGCGUCAACUUUGGUGUCGUGAUGGUGGACCAGAAAUGGGAUUUUUAUCACCAGUUGGAAGUGAUAUGAGUACUGGACAUCAUACUUCUGGACCAGGACCAUCAGCAAGACCAUCAGUAUCACCACCAGCAAAUAUGAUUAAUGGUACACCUGGACCAAGUCAAGAUCAUUCAUCGUAUUAUUAUCCACCUGAUAGUUUAUCACCAACUGAUAUUAUGAAUUUUUCACCUGAUAAUUCGGGUUCAAUUGGUGGUUAUGAUGCAAGUCCACGACAACAUCAUGACGAAGAUUGAAUUGUGGCUCCGGGUCAGCUUAUUUGGCAACCCGGAGCGCCAAGACACACCCGUGAACUUUAUUGGUGAAAGUUUUCAAAUGAAAAAUAAAAAAAGAAUUUUUAUUUUUUACCUUUUUUUUUGUUAAUUUUAUUUUUUUACUUUAGUUGUUUAUUUAAUUAUAUAUUUUUUUUUUCACUUUUCUUUUCUUACUUACCUUUCUGUCACGUGUGCCAUGAAAAAAUUUUUUAAAAAAAUUUAGACGAGUACAUAAAUAUGAUAAACAAUAUUUUAAAUUAUAAUUAAAUAUCAAAAAAAAAAAAAAUCAAUCAAUUAUUAUUGUAGUUAAAAAAAAAAAAUUGAUAUUACUUUUAUUUAAAAUUGCAAGGGGCCAAAAAAAAAUUUCAUUGUUUAAUUAUUAUUAAUAUCGUUAUUGUAAUUAUUAUUAUUAUUAUAAAAUUUAUAUAAUUUAAAUUUUUUCAAGUUACAAAACCUACAUUUUGUGGUAUAAUAAAUGACUUUUUCGAGGUCUCCAACGAUUUAAUAAAAAAAAAGUGAUAUUCGCAUUUUUUUUUUUUUUUUUACUUGAGGUUUAUUUUGAGUAUUAUUUACUCGUCUAAAAUAAUAUUAUCCUCACUUUUGCCAAAAUUUCAAGUGAAUAAAUAAAACAUUUAAAUAGUGACACAUUCAAAUUGUACAGAAAGGAUUUAUUGUAUAAAUUUAUGAGCAACAGUCAACCUAUGAUAAUCAAAAGAAGAAGAAAAAAAUUUUUUUUUUUUUUAUAAUUUAUACAGAAUUGUUAUCUGUAUUUAUAUUAUUUUUAUGAAAACUGUCAAAGUCGUAUUAUGUUGGACAAAAAACAAGAAAAUAUAAAAAAUAAAAAUCGUGAUUAUGAACAUUUGUAAAAUGUUUUAUUCACUGAUUGUCGAGUGUGCCAAUAUUGUCCUCAACGUAUCAAUAAAAAUUAAAAUCAUUUUUUCAUCUCCACUGUGAUGAAUCUGGUGUCCAGUCGAAGAAUUAAAUUAACUAAAGAAAAUUAAAUUAACAAAUUUUAUUCUUAUUUGUAAAGAAAAAAAAAAAACAAAUGCUAGCCAAUUGAUUGUUAAAAGACUUUUAGUCUCUUUAUGAUAAGAAAAAUAAAAUAUAAAAACAAAAAAGAGAAGUAAAUAAGUAAAAUAAUUUUAAAAAGACACCGAAUUUUUCACAAUAUGCGUGGAACGUAAAUGUACUUAUAGUAUUUUUAUCAUUUAUUUAUUGAAUCUCAUAUCAUUACGAUGAAAAUUUUGGUGAAAAAAAUUUCUCCGAUUCGAAAAAAAAACCGAGUAAGCCGGAGUAAAGUGAAAUGAGUCAGAGAAAAACGUAGAUUAACUGAACAAAAUUUUGAAAGACCUUUGUUCCAAUAUUGUACUCUUAUCUAUGUUCACAUUCUUCUAACAAUUUUCUUGGAUUUAUUUAAUUAUUGUCUGAAUUAUGCCGUUCUACUCCAAUUUACUUGUUUUUUUUUUCUUCAGAAUUCGAAGAAAAACGAUAAAAAACUAAUGAAAUUAUUUUCACCAGAAAACUGUAUUAAAAAAGAUCUUGAAUUACAAAAUAAAAAAGCCAUUUUAGAUAAACUGAGAGGGAAUAAAAAGUUAAAACAAUUGUUUAUUGAUUAAAAUUAAUAAAAAGAAAAAAAAAAAAAAUGUACGAAUGAUUAAAAGGCAUUGUCUUGAUGAGAAUGAUAGUCCAGUGGAGUUUGAUGUGAUAUAAUUACUUAUGUGCCAAAUAGCGUUAUCGGUAACCACGGAGUGAAGUAUAAAAAUUAUAAAUAAAAAAAAAAAAAUUAAUCUCCACAGUUCCGAGUCGCCAUAUUGGCUUGACGUUAAAAUUCACUCGAUAAAAUCGAUCCUUUUUUUUUUUUUUAAUUUCUUUUUUUCACCUUUUGAUUUUGACUUUUAUUAUUUUAUUUUUUUUUAUUUUUACUUUCUUUGUUAUUUAUAGUCAGUGCAAUUUAUAAACAAG
Molecule: messenger RNA, 5510 nt
Organism: Aphidius gifuensis
Lineage: Eukaryota; Metazoa; Arthropoda; Insecta; Hymenoptera; Braconidae
Gene: Sox102F
Product: transcription factor Sox-6-like
Exons: 7
Coding region: 849-3530 (893 amino acids)
Biological process (GO): cell fate commitment; regulation of transcription by RNA polymerase II
Cellular component (GO): nucleus
Molecular function (GO): DNA-binding transcription factor activity, RNA polymerase II-specific; RNA polymerase II cis-regulatory region sequence-specific DNA binding
Source: RefSeq, a predicted model, not a curated record